AUGUCAGAAUUGGACCCCCUCGACCUCCUCAUCUGCUCCACUUGCGGCACUCAAUAUCCUACAGCGUCAGCUCUUCCCUCAUGCAAGAUCUGCGACGACCCGCGCCAAUAUGUUCCCCCAACAGGUCAAUCCUGGACAACACUCCGCAAACUCCAGACCUCAACAGACCCGAGUUACAAAAACAUCUUCACGCCUGAUCCUCUCCACGGCGAGAGCCUGAUAUCCAUUCACACUGAGCCGAAGCAGGCAAUCGGGCAGCGUGCAUACCUGUGUCGGACGAAUACAGGAUCUGACAAGCCCUUCAACGUCCUCUGGGACUGCAUAGCAUACAUCGAUGAAGAAACCAUAAAACGAAUUAACGGACUCGGCGGCAUCGACGCAAUAGUCAUCUCCCAUCCGCACUACUACACAACGCACCUUCUCUGGGCUAAGGUCUUCAAAUGUCCCGUUUACCUGUCGGCUGAGGAUGAGGAGUGGGCUGUUAUGAAGGGCGAGGGGCAGGUCUUUUUCCUUGGGAGCGCCCUGUCUCUUGCAGCACCGGGAAUCAAUGAGGGCGAUGAUGGAAAGGCGGAUAUUGUUGUUAUUAAGACGGGAGGACACUUUCCGGGGAGUACAGUGCUUUGGUGGAGAUCGUUGAAGACAUUGUUGAUUGCGGAUACGAUUGCGGUUGUGCCAAGUGGGAGGUAUUGGGUCGAUCGGCCGGCUGGAACGGCGUCCUUUACGUUUAUGUGGUCUUACCCAAAUAUGAUUCCGCUCUCUGCGAAUGAUGUGCAUGGUAUUUGGAAGGCUAUCAAGCAUACGGAUUUUGAAAUAGCCCGCGGCGCGUUUAUUGGAAUGGAGACGGACACAGACAGCAAGAAGCGCCUAUUGGACAGUGCUCAGAUCUUUGUCAAGGCAAUGGGCUACCCUGACCAUGCUAUUCAUCAGGAAGAAUGUCAUUGA
Molecule: messenger RNA, 942 nt
Organism: Aspergillus mulundensis
Lineage: Eukaryota; Fungi; Ascomycota; Eurotiomycetes; Eurotiales; Aspergillaceae
Product: putative metallo-beta-lactamase domain protein
Exons: 3
Coding region: 1-942 (313 amino acids)
Source: RefSeq, a predicted model, not a curated record